GCCCUAGGAACCGAGUACACCCCACUACCGUUUCCCGGCCUCACACGUGUCGCCACGUGUCGCGCGCCGAGCCAUCCGUCGCGGUCGGGAGCCGCAGCCAUUUAUGCGCGGUGGCGAGUUCAUCUGCUUCCCCCCCAUCGGGCGUCGUCGCAGCGUCAAAACCUGGUCCUCUCGCCUCCACUGAAGAAACCAAGAAGAAGAAGAAGAAGAAGAAGAAGCAGCAGCAGCAGCAAGAGAACGUCAAUGGGGCUGUCGAGCUUUCCGGUGGCGGCGGAAGGGCUACUGCCUCUGCUCGUGAUGAACGCGGCCCUCUCGGUGUCGCACGUCAAGAGCACCUGGAGGUACCUCCUCGACGCCAUCGCCGGCGGCGUCGCGGCCUCGGCCUCGGCCGCGGCGGAAGCCGGGACCCCGCGCCCCCUCUCGCGGCGGCGGCGGCGAGGGGGAGGAGGAGGAGGAGCGGCGCGGAGGAGGAGGAGGAGGAGGAGGGUCCGCGUCAGGCGGUUCGAGACGCCGGCGGGGAGCGAGUGCGGCGGCUCCUGCUGCGUGUGCCUGUGCCGGUUCGAGGCGGAGGAGGAGGUGAGCGAGCUCGACUGCAAGCAUUUCUUCCACCGGGAGUGCCUCGCCAGGUGGUUCGACAACGGCCACCGGACCUGCCCUCUCUGUCGCUCCGUUCUCUGAAGAAGAAAGGGUUUUACGACACAGAGAGAUUGCUGACGUCCUUUUUCUUUUCCCGCGCGAGUGAUGCGGUUUUCGCUUCUCCGUCGCGUUCCCGUUUGCGUUUUUUUUUUUUUUCGCUUCUUCUCCUUUGUUUUUGCCCCUUCACGUUGGUGUUUCCUCUUCUGUUUUUUCCCUCGGACUGUCUCGAGACAGGAUUAGUAGGGAUUUCUCUGGCAGAGCUGCCGGACAUAAUAAGAAGCUGAAGGGGUUUUCGACUUUGAA
This is a messenger RNA of Eucalyptus grandis, 939 nucleotides long. RefSeq names its product probable E3 ubiquitin-protein ligase XERICO. The transcript has a single exon. Bases 244 to 678 code for a protein of 144 amino acids. The record is from RefSeq and is a predicted model, not a curated record. NCBI's taxonomy places the organism in Eukaryota, Viridiplantae, Streptophyta, Magnoliopsida, Myrtales, Myrtaceae. Gene Ontology annotation, molecular function: zinc ion binding.